UCCUUCGGCCGCGAUAGAGUUAAGCCUUCCGCCGAAGCUCAGAUCACAACGAUCACCGUCACGGGAGGCGAAGAUGGUGGCAGGAGAAGUAAAGAGGUUAGAGAUGAUGCAGAAUCUCUUCGGAGAUAACUCCGAGGAGGAAGAAGAAGAAGAGAUCGACUCCGAACAUGAGUCCAAUCCUCACCCCAACAACUAUCCUUCCGAUGAGGCUGAGGGAGGUGUGGAGCGUGGAGAAGAAGAAGGUGAAGAAGCUGUGGUUGAAGUGAAUUUGGAGGCUGAAUCUGAAGGGGAACAGGGCGAUGUAGAACCUGGUCAUGGAGAAAGCGAGGGUGAGAGAGAGCAAAGUUCACAGGAAGGUGCUGUUGCUGAACCAGCGAAGGAAAGCGAAGAAGAAGAAGAAGGAGACGUUGAAGACGUAAAUAUCCGGAAUGUGUUUGGAUCUUCUGAUGAUGAAGACGCAGAAGAAUAUGUUCGUAAUGACAUUGAGCCAGAUGAGCCUAGAUCGCCAGUUGAAGAUGAAGAGGGCUCAGAGAAGGAUCAGAGACCAGACGAUAUGAUGCUUGAUGAUGAUAUGGUCCCUGAAGAGGAUCCUCGCUACGAGUCAGAAGAUGAACGUGUUGAAGCUAGGCACAGGGACAGGGACAGGCCAGUUGGACCUCCUAUGGAAGUGGGAGUUCCUUUCCGCCCUCCUCCUGGUGAUCCUGAAAAGAUGAAUAUGAUAAAAGUUUCUAAUAUAAUGGGAAUUGAUCCAAAGCCAUUUGAUGCCAAGACAUUUGUUGAAGAAGACACGUUUGAGAGUGAAGAACCUGGAGGAAAGAUGCGUAUUCGUCUGGCUAAUAACAUUGUGCGCCAUAGGCUUGUUAAGGGUCGAGAUGGUAAAACAUAUAGUGAGAGUAAUGCUCGGUUUGUAAGGUGGUCAGAUGGAAGUUUACAGCUAUUGAUAGGAAACGAAGUUCUUGAUAUAACCGAACAAGAUGCACGACAAGACCAGAAUCACCUCUUAGUCAAACAUGAAAAGGGAAUCCUUCAAUCACAAGGAAAAAUUAUGAAGAAAAUGAGAUUUAUUCCAUCAUCUCUAACGUCGAAUUCACACAGGCUUUUGACUGCGCUCGUUGACUCGAGGCAGAAGAAGGACUUCAAAGUUAAGAACUGUGUUACUGACAUUGACCCUGAGAGGGAGAAGGAGAAGAGAGAAAGGAUGGAGAACCAAAACCUCAAGGCUAGUACAAAGCUGAGUCAAGCAAGGGAGAAAGUUAAGCGCAAGUAUCCACUUCCUGUUGCUAGGAGACAACUUUCCACUGGAUACUUGGAAGAUGCUCUCGAAGAGGAUGAAGAGACAGACCACUAUGGUUCACACCGCUCAAACCGUGGCUAUGAGGAGGAUCUUGAUGCCGAAGCGCAACGAGAACGAAGGAUUAUGAACGCCAAGAAGAGCCAGAAAGGCUUUCCAGGGAGGUCCUCAAUGUCUUCAGCGAGACCAACAAGGCGUCAAGAGUAUUCAGAGAGUGAGAGAGAGGAAUCAGAGUACGAGACUGAGGAAGAGGAAGAAGAGGAAGAGGAAAGGCCACGUUCACGUAAAAGAGUCAAGGAACCAGAAGAUGAGUAUGAGGAAGAGGAAGUAGAAGAAGAAGACGAAGAGGAAGAAGAAGCUGAGGGAGUGAGGGGAGAUAAGGACCGUGGUGGUAGUGGCCGGAAAAGGAAAGGGAUUGAGUCAGAUGAGGAGGAGGAGUCUCCUCCGAGAAAAGCUCCGACUCAUCGUCGUAUGGCCAUGGUUUACGACAGUGAUGAAGACUAAAACUUCUCAUCUAUCUUUCACUCUCCCAUUUCAUUAUAUGCAGUCUUGAACCAGACUCGUUUUAUUUUAAUUAAAGUUUUAGUUAAAUUGAAAUAUCACCAAAUCGUGAGGGUGAGGGUUGGAUUGAUCAUUUUGUAAUUCAUGUAUUAUUGGUUGAAGAUAAUAAACGGUGUGUUCCCUUCUGUAAAUGUAAUAAAAUCAUUUGCAUACUGAGGUA
Messenger RNA from Brassica oleracea var. oleracea, 2012 nucleotides. Its product is annotated as protein LEO1 homolog. NCBI's taxonomy places the organism in Eukaryota, Viridiplantae, Streptophyta, Magnoliopsida, Brassicales, Brassicaceae. Bases 74 to 1795 code for a protein of 573 amino acids. Gene Ontology annotation, biological process: positive regulation of transcription elongation by RNA polymerase II; transcription elongation by RNA polymerase II. Gene Ontology annotation, molecular function: RNA polymerase II C-terminal domain phosphoserine binding. Gene Ontology annotation, cellular component: nucleus; Cdc73/Paf1 complex. The record is from RefSeq and is a predicted model, not a curated record. The transcript has 10 exons.